AUGGUGGGACUGUCGAUGUUCAGCGAUGUUCGUACAGCCUGGCAUCCAACUGUCCGCAAGGCGCGCAAUUCCGAGGCGACCUGGGUGGACGUGCCCGUCUACCUGGCAAUGAGGCAUGCAGCGCACAACUGGGGGCACCAUGCUGUGGAGACUUCCCUGGCCUUGUACGCCCUGAUCAUGUCUCACGAGGAUCUCUUCGAAGCUUCUGGAAAGCGACUGGUCUUCUUCUUGGACGCCUGCUCCCUGGAACUCCAGGGGGAUGCGAUCGAGUUCUGCAUGCGCUUUGUGCCAAACUCUCUGGGCUGCCUCCAAGACAUCUCCAGCUCCUGCGCAAAAUUCACCAGCCAGUUGUGGCCGCUGCUCUCGGACUGGGCGCCGUUGGAGAAGGGGAACGUCCAGGAGAGGCUCCCUGGAGCCAGGACUUUGUGCUUCCGCUCGGUGGUCGCUGGUCUGUCCCCAUGGAAGCGCCCGGUGCAGACGCAGGAUGCUAUGGGCCGACCUCUGACGCAGCAGGAGUGGGCUGCCGACCCUUUUCUGGCACCGGUCAUCCGGCAUUUUCGGGUCCACGCCCUGGCAAGACUCAAUGUACGGAGCAAGAGUGCAGACUCGCCGAUACUCCUCGCGGCCAUCAAGCGUGAGCGCAGGUCCCUUCGCAACCGUGAAGAGGUGUUGGACUGGCUGAGAGAGUCAGCAUCCAAGCGCAGGCUGGGCUUUGCCGAGUUGGACUUUGCCGGACAGACCCUUGCAGACCAGGCGCGUCUACUUGCCUCGACAGCCCUCUUCGUAGCCUCCAUGGGCGCGACACUGCUC
Symbiodinium natans is the source of this 810-nucleotide messenger RNA. The record is from the annotation of a GenBank genome assembly. Lineage: Eukaryota; Dinophyceae; Suessiales; Symbiodiniaceae.